Molecule: messenger RNA, 3231 nt
Organism: Spinacia oleracea (spinach)
Lineage: Eukaryota; Viridiplantae; Streptophyta; Magnoliopsida; Caryophyllales; Amaranthaceae
Product: endo-1,4-beta-xylanase 5-like
Exons: 8
Coding region: 211-1971 (586 amino acids)
Biological process (GO): carbohydrate metabolic process
Molecular function (GO): hydrolase activity, hydrolyzing O-glycosyl compounds
Source: RefSeq, a predicted model, not a curated record
CAAAAUGUAUGUUCAUUCAAGUUUUUCCCUCUUGGAUAUUGAGAUGAAAGAUGUAUGCAUCUCAAUUAAAACUUAUUGCUUCGAACAACUAAUUAGCUUAAUUAAUCUACUCUUUAAUACCUAGCUAGUUUUUUAACGUAUAGCACACCCGGUUCACCGGAGCUUAGCUACGACUACAUCCGGAUUCGACCCGUGUCGCACACCUUGCUUAUGGUGGGAUUUUUGGUAGAUGCAGCGCCAUACGAUCAUACCGCUGUUACUGAUUGUGUGGCAGAUCCUCUAAAGCCUCAAUAUACGGGAGGAAUAGUAGUGAAUCCAGAAAUAAACGAUGGUUUAAAAGGAUGGACAACUCAUGGAGGGGUCAAACUUGAGACUAGAACGUCACUUAAAGGAAAUAAUUUCAUUGUGGCUCAUAGUAGAAGGCACCUCUAUAGCAGUGUAUCCCAAAAGGUCUUUUUAGACAAGGAUAAACUUUACACAUUUUCCGCUUGGAUACAAAUAAAGGGGAAGAAAAAUACACCAGUUACUGCAAUGUUCAAGACUAAUGAAGGGUUCAAGCCAGCUGGUUCGGUUGAGGCCCAAGAAGGAUGUUGGUCCAUGCUUAAGGGUGGCAUCACAGUUGACUCUUCUGGCCCAACUGAGUUUUAUUUUCAGAGCAAUGAUACAUCGGUUGAUAUAUUGGUUGAUAGCGUUUCACUUCAACCAUUCACCCAAGAGGAAUGGAGAUCUCAUCAAGAUCUAAACAUUGAUAAGGAGCGAAAGGCUAAGGUGAGACUCCAAGUUGUAAACUCAUCAGGAAAGCCAGCAUCCUUUGCAAACAUCUCAUUAAUCCAAAAGAAAACAAGCUUUCCUUUUGGAGCUUCAAUCAACCAAAACAUCGUCAAUAAUGCAGCCUACCAAAAAUGGUUCACUUCAAGGUUCACAGUCGCUACAUUUGAGAAUGAGAUGAAGUGGUAUAGUACGGAACACUCUCAAGGCAAGGAAGACUACUCUGUAGCCGAUUCCAUGCUUGCUUUCACAACCAAACAUGGGAUAUCAGUACGUGGUCACAACAUCUUUUGGGAAGACCCAAAGUACCAAAUGGGAUGGGUCAAUAAUUUAUCCCCGAAUGACCUCCGAGUAGCCACCGAUAGAAGACUCAACUCAGUAGUCUCGAGGUACGCAGGAAAGGUGAUAGCAUGGGAUGUUAACAACGAAAACUUACAUUUUAACUACUUCGAAAGCAAGCUUGGUGCAAACAUUACCGAUGUAUUCUUCGAGAAAACACGUCAACUUGAUAAACACGCAACAUUGUUUAUGAAUGAAUACAACACAAUAGAGGAACAAGGGGAUGUAUCAUCUUCCCCAACAAAGUAUAUUCAAAAGCUUAAAGAGAUAUAUAAAUCACUUGCAAUUGGUGGUCCAGUUAAACUUGGAAUUGGUCUUGAGAGUCAUUUUACUGUUCCAAAUAUUCCUUAUAUAAGAUCAACUCUUGACACUCUUGCUUCUACUAAAUUACCUAUUUGGAUCACCGAGCUUGAUGUUCAAACUGGGCCUAACCAGGUAUCAUACUUUGAGCAAAUACUAAGGGAAGUGCAUUCUCAUCCAGCAGUACAAGGAAUAGUGAUAUGGGGACCAUGGUCACCCCAAGGUCAAUGUUAUAGGAUGUGUUUGGUGAACCCAAACUUUCAAAACAUGCCAGCCGGAGAUGUAUUAGACAAGUUGAUGGCUGAAUGGGGCCGCCACGGCAAACCCACCGUUGCAACCACAGACGCCAAUGGUUUCUUAGACGUUUCACUCUUACAUGGUGAUUAUGAUGUUAACUUAUUACAACAACAACAACAACAACAACAACAACAACAACAACAACAACACCAACAACAACAACAACUUAACACAUUGGAUGACCAAACUUCUCCUUCACCUUCAACUUCUCAAAGUUUUAAGGUGGAUGCUCUCUCAUCCGGUCAAACUUUGAAGAUUAAUGCUUAAGAUUCUUUCUAGCUAACAUAAAACCUAUCAAGAUUAUAUUAUUCAUUAAGAUUCUUUUAUAUAUAAUGCUCUACUAGUACUAGUAUUACUUAUUUUAUUUUUAUAAUAAAAAGUUAGAGUAGAGUUUUGAGCUUAGCCCUCUAUCCAGGGCCGGUCCUGACUUUUUUGUGGCCUAUGGGCGAAAUAAAAAAAUUUAGGCCCCUGUAAAGGUAUGUGGACAAAAAAAAUUCUCAUCAAUGUGAUGUACUUUCUUAAUGAAAAAUGUAUGUAAAUAAUAGGCAUUUCACUUCUUAAGACUUAAUACUAUUCUAUUCUAAUUAAAAUAGCCACAAAAAAUUAACUCUAUUAUAAAAUAUGAAGGCUUGAAAACUUUCGAACUUGUGCCAUUAAACAUGAAUUAUGUUCUAAUAUUUCAAAUAUUAAUCAUCAAGGUAAGAUAAGACAAAGUCUACAAUAACUUGACCUCUUUAAAUCUCAAAAUUAGAUGAAAGAAAUAUUUUGAAUAAUUAAAGGAUAACGAAACUUAAAAUUGAAAAUGAUAAUGACGUAGUAACGACCAUUUAGCAAGUCGAUAAUAAUUUGAAGUACAAUAAACUAAAAUUUAGUUAAUUUUCUAAACUCCAAAUUAAAACAAGGAGUGUGAUUAGAUUAACAAAAGAAGAAGAAAACAAGGGAUUGUACAUGCCUCUAUUUUGUAGUGUUCAUUUGGAUUCCAAUGGGUAAUAGAAUAUAUUUAAUUUGCAUAGUUAGUAAAUAGAAAUAACAAAAAUGGAAGAAAAAAAAAUCCAAACAAAAUUAAGGUUGGUAGGUUCGAUCACGGGUGAAUUUAUUAGAAUCCCACGCAUGAAACCACUGUGCUGCAUUGCCAAAGUAUAAACAAAUUAGCAUUUAAUUUUUAUUGAACCCAUUCUUUGAUUAGCUUAAGUGGCAAUGGGCUUUUUCCCCUGGGCCCAGGGCGACGGCCCCUUAUGCCCUGCCCCAGGGCCGGGCCUGCCUCUAUCAUGUUAGUUGUUACAAUCAAACAUUAAAAAAAUGUAGUAUAUUAUUUUUAUAUAUCAAGUCACGUAAGUUAUUUCUUUAUUGUUUAUUCUUAUACGUAGUAGUUGUUAAUUCAUUAAUUAUGGUUACUAAAAGCUUUUACAAGCACAUAUGUUUCGAGUUUUUUUUCUACAAAUAAUUGUCCAAUCGCUCGAUUUUGAUUCUUCUAUGUUUCGAUUGAUUUUGUAAUAAUAUAUUGAUCGGGGGUUCAUGUAUGAUAUG